GAAUAAACAAAAUCAUCGUGGCUUCGAAAGUCAAAGAGAAAGGAAGGGGUUCGCAGAGGAGUUUUUGAGGGAUUCUUGGUUUGAACAAGACCUUGUUUGAUCAUCGCGAAGAGCACGACCUGGACAGAUCUUUAAUUUCUGGAGGAAUCAGCGAAGAAAAAGACAACGAAACUUGCAGAAAGAAUCUUAGGUUUUCAAACUCCAAAGAUCAGUCUGCUAUUCCUGAAGGGAACAUCCCAUUUCCCUGACCUUGUAUUCGAAUUAUAAGUUACUCUAAUGGCAAAGAUCUGGAGUUGCAGAAGCAAAAGUUAGCACUGGUGAAGCAGUGAAGUCUGACCUGACCAAUGGAGAUCGAGUUCCAGGACAGAACAGUAAGGCUUAUCAAUAUGAACAGAAACUAGAGAGAAGCUAGCUAGAGGGGGACAAGAAAGACUUGGAAAAUUUAUAUUUUGAUCUGUGGUUUGCAAGUCCAAUAUUUGGGGUUUUGAUUCAUCCAAAGAUGUGUCAAUAUCAUCUUGAAGGCGUCACGAAUGGUCCAUCAAAAGAUUACAAAAUGGAGAUGGUGGCAAAAUCUUAUUUGAAUUGGAUCGAUCCAAAUAAAAUUGGUCCAGAGUUAGAUGAUGGUACUUGGGCUUCACAGUUUAAUGAUAACUGUGCUUGGUCUUCAUCAAAGUUAAAUGAUUUGAAAGCCCAGUUGAAAAUUGCAGACUCUGCAAAUCUUCCUUUAACAUCAAGUUGUUGCAUCUACAGAGUGCCACCAAAACUUAGAAAAGUAAAUGAAGAAGCCUACACUCCUAGCGUGGUUUCCAUUGGCCCAUAUCACCAUCAAGACAAAAGAUUGGAAUCAAUGCAGGAAUUAAAAGUAUGGUAUGUUAACAGGUUCCUCAAGAGGACCCCACAGAAAUCAUUAGAUGAUUAUUUGAAGGCCCUGGAAGAUAUGGAAGAUAAGAUUCGUCAUGGUUAUUCGGAGACCAUAAAGAUGAAGAGCGAUGAAUUUGUAAGCAUGAUUCUAACCGAUGCUUGCUUCAUCAUCGAGUUCUUUCUUGCAUGUCUAGGCCUGGAAGACCCUUUGGUUAAGAAACUAUGGCCAACAGCUGAUAUUAAACUUGACUUGAUUUUGCUUGAAAAUCAACUUCCAUUCUUUGUUCUUACUAACCUAUUUGACCUAGCUUUUCCAACCGGCUUCAAUGGUGAACUUUCAUUUGUUAAGCUUACCUUUGAUGUUUUUGUGAACGUUUUCCUGCGAGAGUUAUAUCCCAACAAGGAAACUCACCCCAAGUUUAUGCGUAACUUCAAUUAUGAUAGUCUUCAUCAAGUGCAACACCUCUGUGAUAUGCUGAGGACCUUUUACUUACCAAGUGAUCCGUCACCAAGAGGAGCUGACGCAAUAAUGAAGCGUUCACACAGUGUAAGUCUACUACACGAGGCAGGGAUGAAGUUUGAAGUUGAUAAGGAAAGUAGUGUAACUAAGUUGCAGUGUUCAGAUAAAACAAUGUUAAAGAUACCGAGUAUUGUGGUAAGUGAUUGGACUGAGACUAUGCUUAGAAAUGUGGUUGCAUUUGAGCAGUGUCACUAUCCUUUUUCAGGCUAUGUGACUGAUUACAUAUGCCUGUUGGAUAAUCUUAUUGACACCGGGAAAGAUGUCGAAAUUCUUGUCAGAAAGAAAAUUUUGGAGAACUUGAUGGCUGACAGUAAUGGAGUUGCUUGCAUGGUGAACAAACUUUGCAAAAAUGUUCUUGUAACAAACACCAACACUGAUUAUAUCUCUCUAUGCGAAGAAAUGGACAAGUUUUGUGAUAACCCUUAUCAUAAGUAUAGGGCAAUUUUUGUGCGUGAAUAUUGGAGCACUCCUUGGAAAAUUGCAUCCGUGCUUGCUGCAACAUUGCUGCUUUUGCUCACAUUCAUUCAAACAAUAUCUUCUGUAAAUCUAGCGAAGAAUUAACUAAGCUUAAAGCUAUUGUAUAACUCCCCAACUCUUUAUUAUUAUAUUUGUUGACA
Messenger RNA from Prosopis cineraria, 1998 nucleotides. Its product is annotated as UPF0481 protein At3g47200-like. The transcript has 5 exons. Bases 500 to 1942 code for a protein of 480 amino acids. The record is from RefSeq and is a predicted model, not a curated record. Lineage: Eukaryota; Viridiplantae; Streptophyta; Magnoliopsida; Fabales; Fabaceae.